This is a messenger RNA of Sphaerulina musiva SO2202, 735 nucleotides long. RefSeq lists its product as uncharacterized. The transcript has 4 exons. Gene Ontology annotation, biological process: mitochondrial electron transport, NADH to ubiquinone. The record is from RefSeq and is a predicted model, not a curated record. The coding region runs from base 161 to 463 and encodes 100 amino acids. NCBI's taxonomy places the organism in Eukaryota, Fungi, Ascomycota, Dothideomycetes, Mycosphaerellales, Mycosphaerellaceae.
GUAGCGGCAUACUUUCACGGCAACUCCGCUCCACCACUACCCAUUCUGCCACCGACUGGCGCGAACUGCACGCGAGCGCUACGAGAGGCACGUUGGACUACAGUGACCUCGCUGGCGACCUGACACUGUGCAGCCCUUGAGGCACAACACCACCGCCGCCAUGUCCGCCGCACGCACCCAGGUCCUCCACCUCUACCGCCGCUCCCUGAAGCUCGCCCUCGACUGGGCUGUUCACCGUUACAUCUGGCGCGGUCAGGCUAUGUACAUCCGAUCCCUCUUCGAAGCGAACAAGAACGUUACACAGCCCCGACAGCAAGCGGCCAUAAUUGAGGAGACAAAGCAAUUGCUAGAGAAGUGGAAGCACCCGGACCCAUACAGACCACCAACCGCACCAGGUGGCAGCAAGUACGAGCGCAACUUGCCUUGCCCACAAUUGGACCCUCCUCCGCCAAUGCAUCUCUGAGAAGCUGGGAAGGAAGCUCCGGCUUGAGGUGUACAUAUGAGAAGAAAGCUACAAAUGCUGCAUGAAACCAAAGAAAUUUUACAAUCAAUGUGCACUCAUGAGACGCACUCUACAUGACCAUACAUAGGUAUUGACGUGCUGACAGUAGACCGCAAGUCCACAGCCUGGGUAUGGGCCUCGCGGAUUGCACCACAGCUCACCUCAACCAGUCAGACCAUCACACGAAGCACACGGGAAAUUUGUGUGAGCACUGAUCAUAGCCUCGUCUGGCC